This is a messenger RNA of Hydractinia symbiolongicarpus, 1862 nucleotides long. Its product is annotated as 3-hydroxyisobutyryl-CoA hydrolase, mitochondrial-like. The coding region runs from base 216 to 1367 and encodes 383 amino acids. The record is from RefSeq and is a predicted model, not a curated record. The transcript is spliced from 18 exons. NCBI's taxonomy places the organism in Eukaryota, Metazoa, Cnidaria, Hydrozoa, Anthoathecata, Hydractiniidae. Gene Ontology annotation, molecular function: 3-hydroxyisobutyryl-CoA hydrolase activity. Gene Ontology annotation, cellular component: mitochondrion. Gene Ontology annotation, biological process: L-valine catabolic process.
AUCCAUAUAUAACGGAUUGUGGAGCGGUAGCAGGUUGCUUAUGUUCGCUAACGAAAACCUUAGUGUGAUCAAUAUAUAAAGGGUUGUGGAGCAGGAAUUACGAUGGCCUAUGGGUCACUUCUUUUCCAAUUUAAAAACAUUUCUCUUCUGGUGGAUGAAUUCCGUUGUUUUACAUUUUUAGCGAAUUACCUCAAGCAUCACCUUUCACUACCAGUAUGGCUGUUACUAUAAGGUUGGCGAGUCAAUAUUGUCGUCAAAACUUAGCGGCACUUCGAAGGCCCUUUUCCAUGUCAUCAAAAAAGCUUGGUGGUGAUGAAGUUCUUUUCGAGGUUCAUCAAAAUGCAGGAUUAAUCACAUUAAAUCGUCCCAAAGCAUUGAAUGCACUUAAUUUAAACAUGAUUAGGACAAUGCAUCCUGUAUUAAAGGAAUGGGAAAAGGACCCUAAUAUCAAUGUCAUAGUUAUGAAAGGUUCUGGUGAGAAAGCAUUUUGUGCUGGUGGUGAUGUUCGUGCUAUUGCUGAGCAACGAAAUAGUGGAGGCGAAUUAUCCAAGCAGUUUUUCAAGGAGGAGUAUCGGCUAAAUCUUGAAAUAGGUUCCCUGCAAACACCAUUUGUUGCUUUGAUCCAUGGUAUUACUAUGGGCGGGGGUGUUGGUUUAUCUGUCCAUGGUAAAUAUCGUGUUGCAACAGAGAAGACUUUAUUUGCUAUGCCAGAAACUGCUAUUGGUCUCUUUCCUGACGUAGGCGGAGGAUAUUUUCUACCAAGACUUCAAGGGAAAUUAGGACUGUUUCUCGCAUUAACGGGUCAUCGACUAAAAGCACGCGAUGUUUUCCAUGCUGGCGUGGCUACUCAUUUCGUCGAGUCGAAUGAAUUACCGUAUUUAGAAGAUGAGAUUUUGAAGUUGGUCAAACCUACGUCGGACCAUCUCAAUCAUCUUAUUCAGUCUUAUCACAAAAAGUGCGACAAGGAAAGAGAAGAGUUUUCAUUGGCUGGCGAAAUGAAUGCAAUUAACAGGAUAUUCUCAUGUGAUACAUUGGAGGGAAUUUUUCGAGCCUUAGAAGAAGAAGCAUCGGAGUUUUCAUUAAACAAACUAGAGGCACUAAAGAAAAUGAGUCCAGCCUCGAUGAAAGUUACCCUUCGCCAGUUGCAAGAGGGCGCUAAACUGACGUUAGCCGAAGAUUUGAUUAUGGAGUAUCGUAUAUCACAACAGUGUAUGGCUGAAGAUGAUUUUUAUGAAGGUAUACGUGCUGUUUUGAUUGAGCGAGACAACAAUCCAAUAUGGAAUCCAAGCUGCAUUGAAGAUGUCAGUGAUAAAAUGGUAGACUCGUAUUUUCAACCCUUGCCAGAAGAUCGUGAGUUGACGUUUUAGUAAAACGGACCGGCUGGAAUGUUUUCUGCGCGUAAAGAAAUAUUUCUAAGAAGCUGUUCUAUGGAGCUCACAAUCAGUACCAGUUUUGCGUAACUUUGAUUAAAUGUCCGAGACUACGAUAAUUACGCUGAUGAUAAUAUUCUCCGUAUGAUGUAAUUUUUUAAAAAUUGAAUAACCUCUGAUUGGUAUUUAUGUUUUCGUCUUUUUUUAUCAAAAUGAAUGUGUUAUCAGUGUGUUUUCACAAUGAGAUUCUAUAUGAAAAAAGACAGUCCACAACUUAAUACAACCUAGUCAAACUGGAAUGCUCCAGGAUUGUUUCUAACGAUUUUUUUUUUAAUGAUAUAUGUUUCAGCUAUCGUUCCCAAUUCGUCUGCUUUUUUUUUCUUCAGGCUUAAGAAUGCUCUUUUCUAGUUAGCAUUUUGAGGAACGAUUUACUACAUAACGAAAUGGCUAAUAUAAUAACAUCAGUAUUUGUUUUAAUAUAUUUUUCUUUAA